Messenger RNA from Myxocyprinus asiaticus (Chinese sucker), 5305 nucleotides. RefSeq names its product carbonic anhydrase 5B, mitochondrial-like. Gene Ontology annotation, cellular component: cytoplasm; mitochondrion. The transcript is spliced from 7 exons. Bases 2544 to 3377 code for a protein of 277 amino acids. The record is from RefSeq and is a predicted model, not a curated record. Lineage: Eukaryota; Metazoa; Chordata; Actinopteri; Cypriniformes; Catostomidae. Gene Ontology annotation, molecular function: carbonate dehydratase activity; zinc ion binding.
CUUGUGUAAAUUGUCAGCUUUACACUAAGCUAAAAUGCUAUUUCUAGCUAUUUUACAUGCACAUGUUACCAGGCACGAUCAUAUUUUUUUUAUCAAGAAAAUUCAUGUUGGAUCAUAAUUUCUUUUUUAGUAGUAAGACCUUUGAUAUUAGGGCAAACAUCGUAUAUUUGAUAAUAAUUUUUGUAUUGUUUUCCUGUAAAAAUAUCUAAAAAUCCUUCAAACAAGAUCAGUUUGAUUAAUCUUCUUUUAGAAACAACAUUGCAUAAGAUAUUUAGGUUUUUCAGAGAAUGUAUUUUUAACAUGUAUAUUUUGUCUUACUGUACUGGCAGAGUUUUUACAGUCAAAACAAGUGAAAAAAACUACCAGUGCUGAAGAAGUAAUCCAGAUUAUUUAGAAUACGUUACUGACCUUGAGUAAUCAAACGGAAUACGUUACAAAUGACAUUUUACAGCAUGUGUUCUGUAAUCUGUAGUGGAAUACAUUUCAAAAGUAACCCUCCCAACCCUGUGUACAGAAACUGUUUUGCUAAAACCCGUGUAUUAUUUGAGCUGUAAAAUUGUUUAAAUUGAAAUGUUUAUGUUUGUUUUAGGGUUUAAGGCAUUACGUUGUCAUGGCAACUAAAUUGUAAAAACAAAUCAUGUAAGCAUCAUGUCUUGUAGCUAUAUGUGACAAGGAGGAGGGCGUGGCUGGGCCGUGAUGGUGCACAGCCGGCGCUGAAUCAGCUGAUCAGUGGGAGAGCGAGAUAAAGGGGAGCCGGAGGCACCAGUUUGAGAGAGAGAGACAUGCGGCCGCGUGCGUGUGUGUGGGCAGGUUUAAGUGGUUUAUGAGGACUUUUUUUAGGUUACAAACUGGUAAUUACAAGGGUAUUAUGCUAUAAAUGUGGUUUAUGAGGAUAUUUCUAGUGUCCCCAUAAUUCAAAUUGCUUAAACAUACUAAACUAUGUUUGUUUUUUGAAAAUGCAGAAAGUUUUUUGUGAGGGUUAGGUUUAGGGGUAGGAUUAGGGUUAGGGGAUAGAAUCUAUAGUUCAUACAGUAUAAAAAUCAUUAUGUCUAUGGAGAGUCCUCAAAUGAUAGCUGCACCAACGUGUGUGUGUGUGUGUGUGUGUGUGUGUGUGUUUGUGUGUGUUUUUAAGCUCAUUUAUAUCAUCAAACCUUAUGUUUACUGUUGAAUCGGUUCCUGCCUCCUCCUUGCCCGUCCUUUUAACUAUUACACUGUACUUCAAAACAGUGAGUAUUUGAAUGUUUACGGAUUGGCCCCAUUCACAUAUAUGUAUGUGCCUCACUGUAAUUUCAUAUUGGACAGACUGUAUGUGUUCUUAAGUUUCUUAAAAAAAAAAAACAUGUUCUUUCUUUAAGUCUUUAAAGCAAGUCUUAUACGUUUAUUUUUUAAGUGUACACGUAAGUGUGAGCAUGUAAUCUGUCGAUAGUUCUUGAUAAGACUACUGGUAACUGAUAUGAACACCAAGGAUAAAAUAUGUUUUUCUGGAAAAAAUAGUAUAAUACAUACUAUAACACUUUUGUGAAACAAUGUAAUGUCCUUCUCAAAUAUAAUACAAUAUAAAAUAUUCUUGUUGCUGUUGUGCACGCUUGUGCUUAUAAUUUUUCCAUGCAAUCAGUAGCUGUUUAUAACUUUAAUUUCUACUGUGUGGACCUUGUCUUAUCUAAGACCAGAUUGUUAUAUCUGCAGAUAAAGCAAGUCAUUUGGAAUUUUAUUUGUUUAUACACUUUGAAAAGGCACACAACAUCUCGCAAAGAAAAGAAAACGAUCAAAUUUAGAAUAAGGACAGGUUACUCGCUGUAGCACUGACAAACUCGGCCCAAUUGAAUGUUUUGCUGAAUGUGGUUUGACAGCUUAAUUUAUUGGUAAAGAAAAUAACAUAGUAAACAUCCCAAAACCAUUUCAUUGCAAGCAUUCAUUUUAAUCAUACAUUUAUUUAAAAACUAGCCUUAAAUGCAUAUUGACAUUUUUAUAGGAGGGUUAUUGUUAGAACCCAUGUUGUGUUUGCUGUCCACAAAAUGGCACAGUUUUAAUCUCCUAGUGCUGCACCACAUAAAUAGCACACAGGAAUUAUAGUAAAGGCUCUUGUGUAGUAUUUUAAUCUCAUGAAAGGCCUUUUGGUCACAUUUUCAAUGGCAGCUUACAUUUAACUCUGGUUAAAUUCCUUUUGUAGACCCAAAAGUAUGUGACUAUAAUCUUAACUUGAAUAUUGUGUCAGAAGAGCUUCAUUGGCAAACCUUCAUGCAGUAUGAAAGAACUCUUAUGUUUUCUCAGUGAUAUAAAGGUUGCAAGGGCAUGCCCAUUCAUAAAUGCUGUUUGUCUUCCUGUACAGUUCAGUCAGCUCUUGCCCUGACAUUCCUAAUGUCAGUUUCUUUUCUAUGAGUCAUUGAGUCUCAUGAGGAAGCUUAGUUUUUUUCCUUGACUACUUUUUUCCUUGACUACCAAGAAAAACAGCUCACUGGUAGAGUUGCUCUUUUUCUCAGGUUUGGCUUGCUUUAUUUUCGCAUUGUUCCUAUUGAGAGUUUAAGCUUUUAAUUGUAAAACAAAUGUGUAACGUGAUGCAUGAGGCUGCGCUGUGCGCCAUAAAAUUGCAUCCGAUGUGGCAGGAGCCGCUCGCCGUUCCCGGUGGAGACCGACAAUCGCCCAUUGACAUUGUAAUGCGCAAAAGCGUCUUUGACCCACAACUCAAACCCCUAAAAGUGCAAUAUGACCCGAGGACCUGCCAGCAGAUAUGGAACAAUGGCUACUCUUUUCUCGUCGAAUACGACGACACAGCCGACAAAUCCACUCUAAAGGGAGGACCGCUGGAGGAUCAGUUCAGACUGUGUCAGUUUCAUUUUCAUUGGGGGGAGAACAACGCCUGGGGCUCAGAGCACUCGAUAGAUCGCCGCCUUUACCCUGCUGAGCUCCAUAUUGUUCACUGGAACUCUGAAAAGUACAGUUUAUUUGAAGAAGCUGUAAUGGAGGACAAUGGAUUGGCUGUUAUUGGAGUUUUUCUGAAGGUUGGAAAGAGGCACGAAGGUCUGCAGAAAUUGGUGGAUGCCUUGCCUGCUGUCCGACACAAGGACAGUGUGGUAGAGUUCACCAAGUUUGACCCUGCAUGUCUUCUCCCGGAGAACAUUGAUGACUAUUGGACAUACGCAGGCUCUCUGACUACUCCUCCUCUUACUGAGGCAGUGACAUGGAUCGUAAUGAAACAGCACAUUGAAGUCAGUCACGAUCAGUUGGCAGUGUUUCGAAGCUUGCUGUUCACAUCGGCAGAGGAGCAGGCGCAGAGAAGUAUGGUCAACAACUUCCGCGUCCAGCAGGCUUUAAAGGGACGGACAGUCCGUUCCUCCUUUACCCCCUUCCUACAAGACUCUCCACAAAUCGAGCAGUAAUCGACAAUCCUCUGAUUUAAACCAUAUCGUGACCAUUAAAGGAAGCACAGACUCUGCAGUCACCGUUUCCAAGAGAUUGCUGAUAACAAUACGGUCUUGAACUGGAUUUUCAAAUGGUCAGAGUGCACAAUUCAUUAAGCAGCCAGACGUUUAUUUGUAGAUUGGAGAGAUUUGGUUGAAAGGGAUAAGCAAAGAUAUAUGUAGUGUAGUUACUAAAAGGACUUGUUAAUGCUCUAAUUCCAUGAAUUCCUAAGUAUCUAAAGUGUUAUUUGUUAGUUCAUGGAAUACUUUUUCAUGUUGGUGUAUUUGGUGCAUUUUGGUAUAUACCGUAUACAGUGCUAGAAUUCAGUACUCAAGGAGUAGUCAUUUAAAAAUGUAACACACAAUUUCCUCCCUCAAUGCAUUGACAAGAGGUGUCCACGUUUGAAACAAACAGUCCCCUCUUGUGGAUGACUGAGAAAAUACACAUGCCUUGUUUUGGGGUACCAGCCCUGACACAUGUCUGUUUACUUUUUAUAUAUAUAAAAAAAUUAAUACAAUUGUUUAGUGGCACACUUACCUUGUUUACUGCCUGAGGGAAUUUCUUUUACGCAUGAAACUGCACAAUGCCUUAUGACUGUUUUUAUAUGUUAAAUGACCUUUAACUGAGUAUAUUUUCAGAUGAGCCAGUCUAUAUCUAGAGACUAGAGAAAUAAAAUUAAGAUUUAUUAGAAUACAUUUGAAUAUUGCAGUAUAAUUAAGACAAGAAAUAUAGCCUUCAUGAAAGGUGCACUGGAAAUGUAAAAAUCUGAGGUGAAGAGGAGUUGAUUAAUGCACGUGAUCGUUUAAUGAUAAAGCAUUAUUGUAUUUGGUAUGUACCUCAGAUUUGUACAGAAUAGGUCAUCGUCAUCCAUAGUGCCUUUACCCUUGUACAUGAUCACUGAUUAAGUCUCCAUUACUCUCAAGUAAUCCAAAAUCUGAUCAAUUACACUAGUUGUUGGCCACAUUUGCCUUUGGGCAAAAUAUACAGAAUAUGCCCUCAAUAGCCUGCAAAUUGAAGUUGUUGUACAGCUAUAUUGUUAUUGGUUUAGCUGUUUUUUUUUUUUUUUAAAGUGUUUUAAGUAUUACUGAUUUUGUAGCAGAGAUUUAUUUGGCAGCACCAGGAUGUGUCUUUCCACUCUAAUUUAGAGAGCGACCUCCAUUUUUGUGCAUGUGUUGUCCAUUUCUCCAUUUUCUCCACUAGAGGCAUCGGAGGUACAUGAGACCAGGCACAAUGUAGCUAAACUAAAGUAAGACCAACUGACUGUUAUAAUUGUAGAUAAUUAUAAUAAUCUUGGUGCUUUCAUUGCAUUCCGUUUUCCUUUUCUGAAACAUGCUGGAAAGGGCAUUAAGAAUGAAAAAUUAGACACUAAUAUUGUUUAAAACCUCAAGGACUUCUUGUGUUGAUUCAAUUAUUAUUUGAGUGCAAGUGAGUUGUGGGAUUUAUAUUUUGGGCAGUUGGAAAUUAGUAGAUUUUAUUUUUUUUCUUUCUUUGCAAAGAGACGCUUUUUUCUUUGUGAUGGCUGAAUAACAAUGUUCUUCUACAAACUGUCCCUAAAGUGGCCUCCUAUCUGAAUGGGCUACCUGGAUCUCCCUGUUGGGUUGAUGGUUGAAAUUUAUGAACUAGAUUGGAAAGCUGGAUUUGCAAUGUCCAAACACUGGGUUGCAGGGAGGCUGGGAUCCUUUCCCUCCACCUGCCCAAGUCUUCAGCUCUCUUCUCCUAGUAAAAAAAAGUAGUGAACAUUCUUUCACAUGAGGAGGCCCUGGAACAAUGUUCAAACAGAGUUGAAUAGCAUGUGAAGACACCUUUUGUUGUUUGGAUUUGAAUUAUGUACACUGUAACCUCUCAUUCAUGCUGUCUGAAAUGGUGUGUAUUAACAUAUAUAUGAAAUAAAACAAUAUUAAGUCAA